Molecule: messenger RNA, 606 nt
Organism: Aureococcus anophagefferens
Lineage: Eukaryota; Pelagophyceae; Pelagomonadales; Pelagomonadaceae
Exons: 6
Coding region: 1-606 (201 amino acids)
Source: RefSeq, a predicted model, not a curated record
AUGAGUGUUGUGAUUCUCGUCCAAGCGUACAAAUUUAAUAACUUUAGAGCAAAAAGAUCAUGCUACCGGGAAUUAGCUUACAUAAGAUGCAAUUUCAAUGGGGAGACGAGUAAUCUCUGGUUUGGUCAAAGUUGCAGACUGGUAGAACAAACCUCAAUUCUAUGGGUCAUAGGGCCAAAUAGUGAUCGCAAAAUCUAUACUUGCCAUUUCACACUCACUACCCCCCUCCCCGUAGUUUUCACGGCACCAAUAAUCGGAUUGCUGCUGUCACAAGUCUCACUCCUCGCACGGACUGCGAUGAUCCUCAGCGGCCUUUUCAACCAGACGUGUUCUGGCGUCGGAGUCAUGUACACGUCUUUUGCAAGAGCAGAUAGCUUAGAAGCAUCUGAAGUGUGCAUCAUCAAUGAGCUAUUGCGAGACCCAAACGCAGCCAAUUACCCACCUUCCAAGUUGGAAAGAGGCGAUCCACUUGCACUCCCGCCUGCCAUCAAAACGGUGAUGCUAACGUGGGAUGAUCCCAACGUUGCUUCACUCGAACUCAAUGAUCUUUCUACGUUCAACGCCAUGAAUCCAGCUCUCUUGCACAAUCUAACAUCCUUGCUGUGA